CUCCGCGCUUGCUUGGAUUCGGGAUUCAAGAUGGCUGUAUGGCAUUCUGAUUUUCUUCAUUGUUUCCGGGUGUCCGUGUCUGCGGCUGCUGUCUCAAUAAAGCGCUGCAGUUGUCAAUGAGGGAGAAAGAGAGAAGAGCAGGUAAAACAAAUUUUUACACCAAAAAAAAGUGUGGAGCUGCUCCAUCAGCGCUCAUACUAUGGAGCUUCCGAAUCACAGCAAGCAGCUUCUGCGGCAGCUGCACAGUUUGCAGAAGGAACACCAGUUCUGUGAUUGCACCAUUCUUAUUGGUACUGGUCAGUUCAGAGCACACAAGCUAGUUUUGGCUGCCUCCAGCUCGCUGUUCAAGUCAUUGCUUCAGGAUACUGAUACUGUCUCAAUUAACUCCUCUGUUGUUAGCCCAGAUGAAUUUAUGCUUUUGCUGGAAAUGGUUUACUCAGGAAAACUGCCACCUGGGAAGCACAACUUCAGCAGAAUCAUCUCUGCAGCUGAUAGUCUACAGAUGGUGGAUGUUGCUAUGAGCUGCAUGGACUUUUUGGCUAAUGUAAUGGGUCAGCAAGGACCAAAAGAACCCUACAAUGUGGUCUCGCAGAAAGACUGUGGAUUAAAGAAUAUAUUGGCCAAAAAGAACAGACUGUCUCAUUCAGACUGGAAUGUGGGGAUGCCCCAAGAUAUUCUGUCACAGGAUGAGAUUUUUGCCCUGGAUUCAGUCCUGACCCCCGCUGAAAGAGAUGGAGCAGAAAGAAACAGAGAUGAACUUUGUGUCAGACGAGGAAGAUUUGUAUUUCCAGGUAUAUUGCUUUUGGAGAUUCUCACUUUUAAUUUGGCAUCUAUAUGGAAAGAAAGGGAAGAAAAGAUGGCAAUUAAUGACCCAUGGGAGAGUGUUGCCAUUGACUUUUCUGAGAGGUAUGUGGAACUUGAGAGAGCCUUAAUAAAGGAAGUUACAACUUUUUAUGAUUUGAAGCUGCUUGAAAAAUACAUCAGCACAAAUGUUACACCUAGGGGUCUGAGAGUCGAGCGAUUACCUGCUUUUGAAUUUUCUGAGGACGAGUCCGAUUUGUCCUCAGAAUGGAAAGAUAUAUCUUUAAAGUGCACACUAGGCUGGUUAAGUGUGCUUGUAAAAAGAAAUGAAAGAACAUUACAGAAGGUUCGUACUUCUAUUCUGCAUUUACAAGAAAAACUCAUUGAGGAGAGUUCGGUGACUGUCUUCAAUAAAAAUCUAGUUGAAAUCAAGAACAGAGUCUCUAAAAUCGAAGCGGAGGUAAUUUCACGUAAAAAGAGAAAAUACCUCCGUGAUGUUAAAGAUCAUGAUUCAGAUGGAGAAGUAAUUAGAAGGGAGCCAGAUUUCUCCAUUAAGCAAGAUGUCAGUGAAGCUAUUGGCAGCUCGUGUUCCUUCCUUGAAAAAGCAGAAGAAAAUCAAGAAGUGACUGACUCUGAAAAACAGGUGACCACAGAAUCUGUUUCAGGAAUUGAAGGACAGAUAUUCAGCAAUCCAGUAGAAGAACCAUGUGGUGAAAAGGAAGUGGCAACUUGUAGCGAUUCUGUAUUGGAUUUGAGUAAGGAUACAAACCCCUGUAUAAAUGCUGCAGUGCAGGAACAAAGUCCAUCACAGAUUGAAGAACUUCAUAUAGAAGAUCACAAAAUAGAAGAGAAUUCUCUCUUUGCUCUUCUCCUGGAACGAAGGGAUGAACUUAUAUACAGUGUGACUAAGUUGAGCCCGAUUCUUGAAUGUUUGGACUUAAAUGAGGAAGGUUUUCUUACUGACUAUGAAAAACAGGUAAUUUUUAGUUGUUGCGUUGGUGAGUCACACAAAGGUGCCAUGAGGAAAUUGUUGCAUCGAGUAGAGCAAGAUAAAGCACUUAGCCCAGACACUCUGUUGCGACUUUUGCACCAUAUAAAGGAGUCUUUUCCAAGUCUGAAGUUACUUCUGGAACAGCUUAAAAGACAGACAGAUAAAUUGAAGCUUGAGGAUUAUGGUACCGAGCUGCUUGAACUGAAUCAGAAGAACAUAAUGGAAAUACUUCAGGAUCCUGAUCUACUUCGGCAAGGACUCUCUCAAACUAGAGAUAUUCCAGCCAAAGACAGACAGGUGAUGGAAGAAGUUCUGAAUGGGUGUGUGGAUUCAGGAGACAUUAGCGACAGACUGUCAUCCGCUCUGAAGAAACGUACACUGUCAUCAUUGUCUGUCUGGAGGUUUUUGCUGAGUAUGCGGGAAUCUGAGCCUACCCUAGGAACACUGAUAAAGGAAAUUAAGAAGGAACCAGAAGUGGAGCAGCUCAUACAGGCAGACAAGGAAAGCAAAGCAAUGGAAAUCCUGAUGAGACAUAGCAAAUUGAUUACUGAUGCAGUUGAUGAUGUGUCUGCUUUUCGUGAUCACUUGACACCAGAAGUCGAGGACUUGUCAGAAGAUGCAGUUGAGCUGCUGAGGGGCUGCUGUGACCAGGAAAAUGCCAUUGAACCAAUCAGAAAGAUUCUUCAAGAAGUCUUGGAGAAAAAAUCCAUCCCUGUUCUAAAAUUCUGUGCUUUUCUAUGUAGCAUGGUUAGCACCUUCCCAAACCUGAGGGCUGUUUGUCAAGAAAUUGAGGGUGCAGAACUUCUGAAGGAAGCGGAUGCACAUUUGGAAGUGGAAGAAGUGACACUGCCAGUUAACACUGAUGAAACACUCACAUCUGUUGUAGAGGAAGACAGCACUGACUCUAGAAAGGAUGGUGAUGAUGAUGAAGCUGCAACUACUACCAGAACAGAAGAGAAGACGUCCUCUUGGUUAACAGGAAGGAGAGCAUCCUCUUCUUCUAGACACAAUUAUGUCUGUUCAUUUUGCAACAGGACGUUUGAUUACAAUUGUAGACUGGUGGCACACUUGAGGAAGUGCCGGAUUGCUAAUCCGAGGACAGUAAUUUGUGAGGUGUGUGGUGAGAAUAAACCAUCUAAGGGUGUGCUGCGGCAGCACCUCCGUGAGGCACAUGGCAUUACUCCUGUCAAAAAAAAUAAUAGAGUUGAUGGUACUGGGCAAAGUAUAACUUCUGUCUUCAGACGAAGGAGAAGAUCUUCUUCCUUUCCAAAACAGAGCUAUGUGUGCAAGUUCUGUAGUAGAAAAUUUGAUUAUAAUUGUCGAUUGUUGGCUCAUUUGAAAGUGUGCCGCAUUGCUAACCAGAAGCCAGUGACUUGUGAAGAAUGUGGGGAGACAAAGCCUUCCAAAUCUGUUCUAGACUGGCACCUCCUUGUAGCACAUGGUGUUAUUCCAGCUAAAAAGACAGAUGAAAGCUCUGCACAUCAAGGGAAUUCUGGCUGGAGGAAAAGGAGAACAUCUCCUUUUAUUAAGCAGAGUUAUACCUGCAAGUUUUGCAGCCGAAACUUUGAUUACAAUUGCAGACUUCUUACACAUCUGAGGCAGUGUCGUGUUGCCAACCAGAGGCCAAUAACAUGUGAAGAGUGUGGGGAGACAAAACCUUCCAAAGCUGACUUAGACAGGCAUCGCUUUGAGGCACAUGGCAUUACACCACUUAGGAGGCUUAAGAGGAGGCCACGGACAGUAUCUUGUGACAUUUGUGGAAAAGGCUUUGAUCAACCUUCAGGUUUGCAGUACCAUAUGCGGACCAAACACUUGGAACAAAAACCCUUUGCCUGUCAAGAGUGUGGAGCAAGGUUUGGAGCCAACUCCACCUUGAAGAACCAUAUGAGGCUGCAUACAGGUGAAAGACCCUACUACUGUGAGCGCUGUAACAUGGCUUUUACACAGGCUGCUGCACUUGCUUACCACAACAAGAGAAAACAUUCUGAAGAAUUAUUGAUUAUAAUAAAGGAAGAAGUGAAGGAGGAAGAGGAAGAGAAUCCAAUUGAGAAGGUUCAGACUGUCAGCUGUGAAGAUUCUGUAAUAGAGAUUGAUGAUGCAGAGACCAUUGACUCUGGAAAGGACGAUACUGAUAACUUUUUAGCUGGUAUUGGAUUGGAAGAGAUGUCAUUCUGGGGAAGGAGGAGGAGGAGGUCUUCAUAUUUUUUUAAACAGAGCUAUGACUGCAUGUUUUGUUGUAGAAGCUUUGACUUUAAAUGUCGGUUGAUUGCUCACCUGAGGAAGUGCCGCAUUGCUAACCAGAAGCCCAUAGUUUGUGAAGAAUGUGGAGAGACCAAGCCAUCUAAGGCUGAACUAAAUAAACACAGGUUUGAUGUACAUGGCAUCACCCCUCCUGUGAAAUGUAAAAAGGUAGAGGGAGGUGAGGGGGUGGGUGAAGAUGGAAUAGAACUAAAGCCUUCCACUGGAAGGAGAGGAAGAAGACCGUCUACAGGCCCCAAAAUAAGCUAUGUUUGCACUUUCUGUAAUAGAACCUUUGAUUACAAUUGCCGUCUGUUAGCACAUUUGAAAAAAUGUCGUGUUGCUAACCCAAUAACUUUGACAUGCAAAGAGUGUGGAGAGAUGAGGAAUUCUAAAGCUGACAUGGAGGCUCAUCGUUUUGAGGCACAUGGGAUACCCCCUGGAACAAAAGAUAGUCAAGAUGGGAAAACAUCCACUGGGAGGAGAGGUAGGCGGCCCUCUUCAGCACCCAAAGAAAGUUAUAUCUGCAGUUUCUGUAACAAGAUUUUUGAUUUUAACUGCCGUCUUGUGGUGCACCUAAAGAAGUGCCGCUUUGCAAAUAAAAAAACAGUAACAUGCGAGGAAUGUGGAGAAGUGAAGUCAUCUAAUUCAGCCCUCAAGAGGCACCGUUUUGAUGUACAUGGUAUCAGACCUUCAAAAAAGUGUAAAAAAGCAAAUUCCAGUGAAGAUGCAGCUGAUACACAAGAAGGAGAAAAGAAAAAUAAGUGGAAAAAAAAGAGUGCUUUUUCUUCCUCAGAACAGGUCUACAUUUGCAAGUAUUGUAACCGAAGCUUUGAAUUCAACUGCAGACUGGUAGCACACCAAAAGUUGUGCCGCAUUGCUAGACGAAGACUUUGGAAAUGUAGGCAGUGUGAAGAGACUAUGUCCUCCAUGGCUGAACUGUGGAGACACCGUCAAAAGGUGCACAGUAUUUACCCUAAUAAAAAGUGUAAGAAGAAAAAUCGUCCAGUGUCAUGUGACAUUUGUGGAAAGUGCUACGACCAAUCCUCAGGGCUAGAAUACCAUAAACGGACCAAACAUUUUGAUGAAAAGCCUUUCUCCUGUGAAGAAUGCGGGGCUACAUUUGCAGCCAACUCUACCUUGAAAAACCACAUGAGACUUCAUACAGGCGAGAGACCUUUUGCCUGUAAACACUGCAAAAUGUCCUUCAUGCAGGCUGCUGCUCUGGCGUACCAUAUCAAGAAAAAGCAUCCUGAAGAUUUUGAACACUCCCUGGUAAAACAUAAGGCAAUAAGAAGAAAGAAAAGAAGAGGCUGGCUGAGGCGAAGAUAUGAUGGACGUGCUGCAAACACAGUAGAUACACAGGAAUCCCAGGAAAAUGGCACGUCAUAAGCUCUCAUCCUUAAGCUAAUGAGGAAUCAGCAUGGUGAAUACUGCUGGGCAGGGAUCAGCUGGAAGAACACUAGUAUGUAAGAAGAAAACAGCCAGUCAGCCGUGCCCUCAGGAAGUCAUCACAACACACAAGAAGGGAUGUGUCUUUAUGAUUUAAGGACUACAAGAAAUUAGUGGUUGUAAAUACAAAAUAUGCCAUUUUGCCCUAGUAAUGGCAUAUAUUCUAUAAUUACGGUUCACAGUGAGCUAUUUAUGCCUUUAAGAAUUAUUGUAACUUGCUUGUUAAAGGGAAGCUAUCAUUUUCUGGUAUGUUUGACGGUUAAAUGGACAUUGCCUUCCCAUCCCAUUCCCAGACUGUUUAUGGAUAACUUAAGUGGAAUUUGAAGGUCCAUAACUUAGCAUUGUAUACAUGUAGGACAUGUUUACUAGCUUUUUUUAUCUAUUAAAUAUUAAAUCAAAUUAUGUGGUUAAAGACUUCAAAGAUGUUAAAAUCCAAAAAAAAAUCUAGAAUUUUUUUUGUAUUGAAUCUUCAGUAUAAUCUUAUUUAUCAUGAUCAAGUCCCUGUUGAUUGUAGGUAGCCUGCCUCCAUAUAUCCUGUACAGCUCCCACUAUGUUUGGGAGGUUAUUAGGCCAGUUCAUGGAGGGAGAGCUGUACCAUAAGGGUAGGGCCCACAGAAAGCCAGACUGCUAUUACUGGUGCUUUAUGUGGUGUUUUCCUCAUGUCAUGCAUCUUGAGAGCUUCUUGCUAGAAACGGGCACUCCUCAAAUAUUUGAGUUGAAACUUAAAGUUUCUGUCAUUCAUAGGUAGAUGUUUGGACCCCCUCCUCCCAAAAAGAAAAAAAAAACACUGUAUCCCUUUGGAUGUUCAGUUCUUAAACUUUUACUGUUUUCUAGUGACUUAAGUUUUCCAUUAAUUGCAGCUCAAAGUGAUCGGCACUGGUAAUGAUGUUAUUAUACCAGAUCAACAAACCUAGUCAUUGUAGUCUGAAGUUUGAAUUUGAGUACCGUAAUAAAUUAAUAUGUUAUAUUGUAUUUUUACAUAUGGCAAGUUGUCAUACUAGAAUACAGGUAUUAUAACCAUCAGCAAAAAAUUCCGUGGCAUAUUGCCAUUUUGUCUUCACUUCUGCUUCAGAGUGGAGGCAGUUAUAUUUCAGAUUCACUUGUGUCCAGUAUUUGGAACUUAUUCUUCCUGAAGGCAUUUUGCAUACAUAGAAAAUUAUGUUCUGUAACUAUGACAGGAGAUGUAACAUUUAUUUUUCAUGCCUCAGUCUUAAAAUGCUCACAAGGUUGUGAUUUAGCUUUUUCUGCCAUUCUUCUUGUCUGCCAUUGUCUUCAUAGCUUUUGUAAUUAUUUUUAAUCUUGCUUUGCGAAUAACUAUUGUGGCAGUCUGAGAGAUCCAUACAUGGAGUUUUUUUACUUUUCUCCAUAAAACUGGUAUUUUUCCCCUUGUAGUCUCUGUGGUUCCUCUUUCUACCUUUGUCAGUCAUGUACUGUAGCUGAGUGACUGUCUCACAUCA
This is a messenger RNA of Protopterus annectens (West African lungfish), 6939 nucleotides long. Its product is annotated as zinc finger and BTB domain-containing protein 40-like. Gene Ontology annotation, biological process: regulation of transcription by RNA polymerase II. The transcript is spliced from 18 exons. The record is from RefSeq and is a predicted model, not a curated record. Gene Ontology annotation, cellular component: nucleus. Bases 200 to 5422 code for a protein of 1740 amino acids. Gene Ontology annotation, molecular function: DNA-binding transcription factor activity, RNA polymerase II-specific; RNA polymerase II cis-regulatory region sequence-specific DNA binding; protein binding. Lineage: Eukaryota; Metazoa; Chordata; Ceratodontiformes; Protopteridae.